Brassica oleracea var. oleracea is the source of this 860-nucleotide messenger RNA. RefSeq names its product ethylene-responsive transcription factor ERF038-like. The transcript has a single exon. The record is from RefSeq and is a predicted model, not a curated record. The coding region runs from base 101 to 718 and encodes 205 amino acids. Gene Ontology annotation, molecular function: DNA binding; DNA-binding transcription factor activity. Gene Ontology annotation, biological process: regulation of DNA-templated transcription. NCBI's taxonomy places the organism in Eukaryota, Viridiplantae, Streptophyta, Magnoliopsida, Brassicales, Brassicaceae.
CUAUUCUUUUUUUUUUGUACUCGCGCACUAAAUCAAAAACACAAAAUAUCUUUCCCUCUCUGAACAUCUUCCCACCAAAGUAGCCCUUUCGUUACACUUGAUGGAUCACUCAUCUUCUUCGGAAUCACAUCUUGAUGACUACAGGAGAAGGUCUCAGGCCAAGGCCAAGGCCACGGCGAGAGCUGUGAAUAAUAAUAAAACUAUCAAGAAGAAAAGAGUCAAAGAAGAAGAUGUUGAUGAUGAAAAGAUUAAUGUUUCAAAGCAUCAAAGUUUUAGAGGGGUGAGAAUGAGGCAAUGGGGAAAAUGGGUCUCGGAGAUCAGAGAGCCAAAGAAGAAAUCAAGAAUCUGGCUCGGUACCUUCCCCACGGCGGAGAUGGCUGCUCGUGCUCACGACGUGGCGGCUUUAGCCAUAAAAGGUGACUCUGCUCAUCUCAACUUCCCGGAGCUAGCCUACCACCUCCCUAGACCGGCUAGUGCCGAUCCUAAAGACAUCCAAGCAGCCGCAGCGGAGGCUGCAGCUUCAGUAGUCAUUGAUAUGGGCAUAGAGACGUCGUCACCUUCUACCGGAGCCACGGAACUGUCGCCUCCUGCUGUGGCCUCAACAGCCGAUGACGCGUUCUCCGACCUCCCGGACCUCUUGCUCGACGUGAACCACAAAAACGAUGGCUUUUGGGAGUCAUUCCCGUACGAGGAACCCUUCUUCUCGGGAAGUUACUAGAAAACAAAGACGGUGUGAUCUUUGUUUCGCUUUUUUUGUCAUGUGAAAACUUUUUGAGGUGAAAAAUCACCUGCUUAUUCAAAUUGUAUAAUUAUUUGUUUUUUUCUUUUCUCUUUUUAUUUCUUUUUUCGUAAAACUUUUA